Messenger RNA from Periophthalmus magnuspinnatus, 739 nucleotides. It is a transcript of the gene lim2.1, whose product is annotated as lens intrinsic membrane protein 2.1. The transcript is spliced from 5 exons. Bases 118 to 639 code for a protein of 173 amino acids. The record is from RefSeq and is a predicted model, not a curated record. Gene Ontology annotation, cellular component: plasma membrane. Lineage: Eukaryota; Metazoa; Chordata; Actinopteri; Gobiiformes; Gobiidae. Gene Ontology annotation, molecular function: structural constituent of eye lens.
UUUCCUAUUCACCCCAUCAACGCUAGUGCUAUUAGCGGCCCGUCUUGGCAUUAACGGAUCUACUUGUAUUUUGUGACCAGUUUCCAUAAAACAGCUCCACUGAGGGGUUAAGUGAGGAUGUACAGUUUUAUGGGCGGAGGGCUGUUCUGCGCUGGCGUGGGGAACAUCCUCCUCAUCGUCUCCACGGCAACCGAUUAUUGGAUGCAGUACCGGCAGUCCAGCAACUACAUGCACCAGGGGCUGUGGCGCUACUGCACGCCAGGCAAAUGCUUUCCUCACAAUGACAGCAUUGCCCACUUAGACGCCACACGCGCCCUGAUGAUCCUGUCCCUGCUGGCGUGCUUCAUCGGCAUCAUCAUCGGCAUCAUGGCUUUUAUCCAUUACUCCUCCUUCGACCGCUUCGACAAGACCUUCGCCGCAGGCAUUUUGUUUUUCAUCUCAUGCUUUUUCGUGUUUCUGGCUAUGGCUGUGUACACUGGUGUGACUAUCAACUACUACGGGAAGCGCUAUGGAAACUGGAGGUUUUCCUGGUCCUAUAUAAUCGGCUGGGUGUCUGUGGUCCUCACCUUCUUUUCAGGUAUCUUCUAUAUGUGUGCCUACCGGAUGCACGAGUGCCCUAGGAGCGGGAACUCUCAUUAGGAAAGUCAGAGCAUCAUCCACAAACACGCCUCGGAUUCAGAUCGUGCACAUCCGGGCCGUUUUCUCCGUGGAGCCAGAGUCCUGCUCAAAGCUUAAGUGU